AUGGCCCGCGUCUACGCAGAUGUCAACUCCAACAUGCCCCGCAGCUACUGGGACUACGACAGUGUCAACAUCAGCUGGGGUGUUUUGGAGAACUACGAAGUCGUCCGCAAGAUUGGCCGCGGAAAGUACUCGGAAGUUUUCGAGGGCAUCAACAUUGUCAACUACCAGAAAUGCGUCAUCAAGGUCCUGAAGCCCGUUAAGAAGAAGAAGAUUAAGCGAGAAAUCAAGAUCCUUCAGAAUCUUGCUGGCGGCCCCAACGUCGUCGCGCUGCUCGAUGUCGUUCGGGAUUCUCAGAGCAAGACGCCCUCCCUAAUCUUCGAAUACGUCAACAACACCGACUUCCGCAACCUAUACCCCAAAUUCAACGACUUGGAUGUCCGCUACUAUAUCCUUGAGCUUCUCAAAGCCUUGGACUUCUGUCACAGCAAAGGCAUCAUGCACCGCGAUGUCAAGCCACACAAUGUCAUGAUUGAUCAUGAGAACCGCAAGCUCCGUCUCAUCGAUUGGGGUCUGGCCGAGUUCUACCACCCUGCUACCGAAUACAACGUUAGAGUCGCAUCUCGCUACUUUAAGGGACCCGAAUUGCUCGUCGACUUCCAGGAAUACGACUACAGCCUUGACAUGUGGAGCCUCGGCGCCAUGUUUGCGUCCAUGAUUUUCCGCAAAGAGCCCUUCUUCCACGGCCAGAGCAAUACCGACCAGCUUGUUAAGAUUGCUAAGGUCCUUGGCACUGACGAGCUGUUUGAAUACCUCGACAAGUACGAGAUAGAGCUCGAUGCCCAGUACGACGACAUUCUCGGCCGCUUCCAGAAGAAGCCCUGGCACAGCUUCGUCACAUCGGAGAACCAGCGCUUCGUUUCUAACGAGGCCAUUGACUUCCUCGACAAGCUGCUGCGCUACGACCACCAAGAACGCCUCACCGCCAAGGAGGCUCAAGGCCACGCCUACUUUGACCCCGUUCGCGAUCCCGACGUCUUCAAGCACAACCUCGCCAACGCCAGCAACGGUGGGCCGUACAAGACCUCUUGA
Akanthomyces muscarius is the source of this 1029-nucleotide messenger RNA. RefSeq lists its product as uncharacterized. Gene Ontology annotation, molecular function: protein serine/threonine kinase activity; ATP binding. Bases 1 to 1029 code for a protein of 342 amino acids. Lineage: Eukaryota; Fungi; Ascomycota; Sordariomycetes; Hypocreales; Cordycipitaceae. Gene Ontology annotation, biological process: regulation of transcription by RNA polymerase I; regulation of transcription by RNA polymerase III; DNA damage response. The transcript is spliced from 5 exons. Gene Ontology annotation, cellular component: cytosol; protein kinase CK2 complex; nucleus. The record is from RefSeq and is a predicted model, not a curated record.